GUCUCUAUUCUAUUUUUAAGGUGAUAAGUAAUAAAUAUUGAGGUAAUACUCUUAUUUCACGUGUGACAAUAUCUCGAUUAUAAUUAAAGUGUGUUAUCUAUCAUCCAGUAAUUAUAAAUGCAAGAACCAAAUGGAGAUUCCAAAUAAAUCGAAAGGAGAACAUUAUAACCUACGCUGGAAUAGUUACACAAAUAAUUUGAUACAAGUGCUUUUGGAACACCAGCAUCAUGAAAAUUUAGUCGAUGUUACAUUGUGUUGCGAAGGACAGUUCGUAAAAGCUCACAAAUUAGUUUUAUCUGCCUGUAGCGAGGUUUUUCAGGAAAUGUUCAAAGUUCACAACGUUCAACACCCAGUAAUUAUUCUUAAUGGUAUUAAAUUUAACCACUUUAAACAUAUAUUGGAGUUUAUAUAUCAAGGAGAAGUUAAAGUUUUGGAUAUAGACUUGGAGGGAGUUCUAGCUCUUGGUGAAAAUCUGCAAGUGAAAGGAUUAAGCUCUAUUAAAUUAAAACAGCAGGUAUCUUCCGAAGAAUUGAAAACUACUGCCUUAAAACGCAGCUCAAAUAGCAGAGACUGUAAACCAAAAUCAUUGCCGAGCUCGCCUGCCUUAAAUGAUCAAAAUAUCUUAAAUGUUGCUAAUAGUAAUCAGUUAAAGCCAAAAGAUUUCGCUUCCAACAGUCGGUCUCAAGGAAAGAAUGAAAAAAAUUCUGGAUUUAGGUUUCAAAGUGACCGACAAAUUCACACAGAUUUAAAAAAAGCGCGGACAGAAAAUAUUAACUUAAGUGCCGAGUCCAAUAAAAGUAUUAGUAAACUUGAGAGUAUACUUACUGAUCCAAAUGAAAAUGUUCAAAGGAAAAGGUUUAAACAUACAGAGGUACCUCCUGCUGUAAGUAAUGGCAACGGAGGCGUAGACAGUAAAAUCAGUGAAAAUUUUCUAGAAACUGAAAAAAAUUCCAGGCCAGCAAAUGCGUUCAUGAUAUUCGCAAAUGAAUGGAGGAAAAAAUUAAAAGUAGAACAUCCUGAUGAAAAUAAUAAAGCGAUAUCCGUUAAACUUGGAAAUAUGUGGAAAAAUUUAACCAAUGAAACAAGGCAGGCCUAUUACUUGGCAGCAGGGAAAAUGGAAUUGGAUCAAAAAUCGGGAGAUCUGGAGAGUACAACUAGAGCUGACUCAACGAAGAAAAAGAAAGUGGCAAGAAGAAAAACUAUCGAUUCCAUAUCACAUUUAGUUUCAGUAGAUCUUCAAGAGUUUGACGAUGAUGACGAUUUACAAAUAAUAGAAGUCAAUGAAGAUCCGAUAGACGUGUCUCGUUUUCCAAUAAAGAGGAACCGUAGUCCUGCAAACAAAAAUAAUACUUAGCUCGUAGUAUGGCAAGUGUACAAAACCUUACAAAAUUUAUACCUGUCAUAAAACACACUGUAUGUAGUGCAGGCAGUUAUUUUUUGGAAGUGUAUUAUAUUAAUAUAAUUUAUAUUCUUAACUAAAUAAAAAUUUCUUUUCAAUACAAAAUUACUAAGA
This is a messenger RNA of Anoplophora glabripennis (Asian longhorned beetle), 1513 nucleotides long. RefSeq names its product protein abrupt-like. The transcript is spliced from 7 exons. Gene Ontology annotation, cellular component: nucleus. Gene Ontology annotation, molecular function: protein binding; RNA polymerase II cis-regulatory region sequence-specific DNA binding; DNA-binding transcription factor activity, RNA polymerase II-specific. Bases 131 to 1354 code for a protein of 407 amino acids. NCBI's taxonomy places the organism in Eukaryota, Metazoa, Arthropoda, Insecta, Coleoptera, Cerambycidae. Gene Ontology annotation, biological process: regulation of transcription by RNA polymerase II. The record is from RefSeq and is a predicted model, not a curated record.